Molecule: messenger RNA, 1884 nt
Organism: Drosophila mojavensis
Lineage: Eukaryota; Metazoa; Arthropoda; Insecta; Diptera; Drosophilidae
Gene: PIG-Q
Exons: 8
Coding region: 72-1493 (473 amino acids)
Biological process (GO): GPI anchor biosynthetic process
Cellular component (GO): membrane; endoplasmic reticulum
Source: RefSeq, a predicted model, not a curated record
AAGAGUAUAUCGCCUUAAUCUAUUUGUUUUGUAUUUUGAGUUCAGUUAGUGCCGGCUAGUUAAUAAAAACAAUGAGCAUAAAGAUAUUCUUACCUACGGAAUACUUUUAUCAAAAACGUGCCUGUCAUUUAUACGGUCAGUUGCACAUUAGCGAAGACAAUGUCGUCGUGUACUACGUGAUUGAUGCAGACAGCAAUAAGUUUGAGCUGGACACAUAUAAAAUGCGCUUCCUGGGAUCCAUCCUAUGUAAUGACUCCUAUAAAGAUAGGAAUUAUUGUCGUUCGCAUGACAUGAGCUUAUGCUUCACCUACACAAACGAUUCGCCAAACAUUGCGCUUAUGUUCACUGCCAUUACACCUGACCGCCUCAAUCAAAUCAAAUUGGUUCUUUAUGAUAAACAAACGCUACUAAGUCUUGUUAUCAAAGAGCAAAACCCUAUUAGCCAGUGGACAAGGGAAAGUCAUGUUAAUGACGAAUGCGAUUUCUAUAUGUUAGCCCAGUUGGUGCAACCCAAACCAGAUCCAUUACGAAAAUCAAACGAUAUCUGGUUUUAUAGUAAUCAGUUUUUAUAUUUGUUUGCAAACAUUCCCAUGCAAUUAUUUAAACAUAUUGUUGGGAACACAUUUGUAAAUAGCAUUAUAACCCAUACAGUUAUCUAUACGCAUUAUAAGGAAUGGCAAACUAUAUACGCAACAGGUUCUAGGCUGACAAAUAUCAUGGUAGAUCGAGCAUUGGGUAUUAUACUAAUGUUGAUAUUGUUUACACUUGUCUCGCAUCCAGGAGAUUUUCUAAUACAAAUCUCCCAUAUUAUAAUACAACAGCUAUAUAGCUUGCUGAAAGUUUUGGAGGGUAGUCCCAUUGGUUUAAAGCUCAACAUACAUCUUAACAAUUUUUUCCUUGAUUGCUUUAAAUAUCACAUUGAACUGUGGUCAACCUUUUUGGAUUUAAUUGAACCAAUUGUACGUCAGGUGUUUCUUGCAAUUGGAGCUUUUGGAUGUUUAGGGUUUACGUAUCAAAUAGCACUGCUUGCGGAUCUAAUUUCAAUUGUUGGAUUACAUGCUCAUUGUUUUUAUGUUUAUACCAAAGUUUUAAAUAAUGUAGAAGUUAAGGGACUCACAGUAUUAUGGCAAGUGGUACGAGGCAAUCGCUAUAACAUCUUGAGAAAUAGAAUUGAAGCACACAACUAUAUGAAUCGCCAGCUGUAUCUGGCAACUAUAUUCUUUUCUGCAAUACUCUUUCUUUUUCCAACUACUCUUGUUUACUAUGUUGUAUUUGCAACCUUAAAAGCUCUGACCUGCGCAACUUUGGCAAUACUAGAGGGGUUUCGUCGCAAGCUUUUGAAUUUGCCGAUCGAAGUUUUCCUUAAGUAUAUAAAAAGAGGAUUUUAUGAUAUUGAUUGCCUAAGAGUGCUGGACAUCCCACUUCAAAAACAAUUAUUUUUUACUUAUCGAAAUUCUAAAAUAUUAAUUUUUGUAUAUAAACUUCAUGUUUGAAUUAAAAAAAAAAAAAAAAAAAAAAGUCCUAAGUACCAAUGAAAUGCUUGAAACUUGCAAUGUUGUCUGUGUUGUUAAGUUACACAAGCUUUUGUUGUUUAAACAAAAAAGCGUUGUCUAUAGUUACAUUUAGUCAUUUUAAGAGCGAUAACGUCGGGCGUCUUAUAUCGCUAGCAUAUAUCGAUACAUGAAAAGGCAACCCUGACAGGUAAGAACGUUUUCGUUCCACAAUUAGUCUCAUCUCAUUGCGCUUCAGUUUCUAUACAGAGGUGGACGGUUGUGUAAUUGGAGCUGUCCAACGUUUUUUCUUAAAUAUUGUAAUGGAAAUUUCUGCAAAAAUGGAUAAUUCUGGCAAUUCAGCACCUCUACCACAGCGUCAAGCAAGAGCAAA